AUGACCGAUGACGGGAAUGACGACUUCGGCCUUCUGAAUCAGAAUCGCGGAGACGGUACAGACUUGGGGGGCAAAACGAAAAGCGACCCGUCCGCAGCACCUCCGGCCUGGAGUGAGCUCAAAACCAAGGCUGGCAAGGACCGGAAACGCUUGCCGCUCGCCUGCAUUGCCUGUCGGCGUAAGAAGAUACGUUGCUCUGGCGAAAAGCCUGCCUGCAAACAUUGCAUGAGAUCACGCAUCCCCUGCGUAUACAAGGUCACCACUCGAAAAGCCGCCCCUCGCACCGACUACAUGGCCAUGCUCGACAAGCGACUCAAGCGCAUGGAAGAGCGUAUCAUCAAGAUAUUACCGAAAGCCGAACAAGAUACAAUAUCGUCCAUCCCCCGAGCCGUGGUCAAGCCCGCCAUCCCCGGAACCGGCACAUUGGCGUCAGGCAAGGCUUCUGCCAAGAAGCGCAAUGUUGACGAAGCCUUCGGCCGAGAUCUCGAGGCUUGGGCCAAAGCACCUAGACCCAAGCUGCCGGAAGACAAUGUGGCCGACACGCCAGAAUCUCGCGAAGCCGCCGAGAACGAGCUGCUGCGCGAGGGCCGAGAGGCUCUUCCCCCUAAAGACGUCCAGGAGCACCUUGCCGAGGUCUUCUUCGAUAACGUCUAUGGCCAAUGUUACCAUCUCCUCCAUAAACCGAGCUAUAUGCGCAAACUAAAGAAUGAUACCCUUCCGCCAGUGCUCGUCCUCUCUGUGUGCGCCAUUGCAGCGCGCUUCACCUCGAGCCCAAAGUUCAACUCGGCCACCAAGCAGUUUAUGCGAGGAGAGGAAUGGGCUUCUCAUGCUAGGGAAAUCUGCACCAAGAGGUACGACUGGCCAAAUAUCACGAUACUGACUUGUCUCCUCAUCUUGGGAAUGCACGAAUUCGGGACAUGUCACGGCGGUCGCGCCUGGGCCCUUGGCGGGCAGGCUAUCCGAAUGGCCUUUGCUCUCCACUUGCACAGAGACCUGGAGUAUGAUCCUCAGUCGCGGAACAAGAAGAUCAAGCUGAGCUUCAUCGACCGCGAAAUCCGUCGCCGUGUCAUGUGGGCCUGUUUUAUCAUGGAUCGAUUCAACUCGUCUGGGACAGACCGCCCUGUUUUCAUCAAAGAAGAGUCCAUCAAGAUACCUUUACCCGUCGCCGAGAAGUACUUCCAGUUCGACAUACCGGUGCGCACCGAAUAUCUCGACGGCAGCCUCCCCCCGGCUUGUGAGACAACUCAACAAGGCCAUCUGGACACUCCUCGCGACAACAUGGGGGCCUCUGCCUACAUCAUCCGAUGCGUCUCCAUUUGGGGCCGUAUCGUCACAUACCUGAACCAGGGUGGCAGAGAGCAGGAUCCAUAUCCGAUGUGGAAUGAAAACUCUGAGUAUGCGAAACUGGUGCGAGACACGGAAGCGCUGUUGCGCAGUCUUCCAGAAAACCUGCAGUGUACGCGCGAGGCCCUGGAGAUUCACCGGGCGGAGAGCACCGCAAAAUAUCUCCUGUACCUGCACAUGGCCAUCCAGCAAAACUUCAUCUUCCUACACCAAGCUGCAGUCUCCUUCUCUAAAGACCGAGUCGACGAGGAGGCACCCGAUGACUUCGUCUCGCAAGCCAGCAUGAAGACCUUUGCGGCAGCCAACAAGAUAUCGGACCUUAUCAGAGAUGCGGAAGAGGUGCAGUGCAGUAUAGCAACGCCCUUUGCCGGGUACUGCGCCUUCUCCUCAGCAACUAUCCACAUCACUGGUAUCUUCUCUGGAAAUCCGGCGCUGAAAGCUACGUCAGAGGCCAAUUCUAGCGUCAACGUAAGGUUCCUGCGCAACAUGAUGAAGUACUGGGGCAUGUUCCACUGGAUGGUAGAGAACAUCCGCAUCCAGUUCCGGAAUGCGCUGGAUGCCGCCCGCACUGGCGGCCCGAGCAAUGGCAGUACUGCAUCGUCACCGAUAUUGCAGUAUGCCGACUGGUUCAACCGCUAUCCUCACGGAGUCGCGGACACGGAUUACAUGGAUCCCGCCGUCUAUAGGAAGAAGGAGCGUGGAGAGGAUGGCGCAUUGGAGCAAAAGCCAGAGCUGCAAUCGAUCGAGGAUUUCUUCAUGACCGUAGGGCCGGUUAUGAGUGACAAGGACGGAUCGAGGUCUGGGCCAUCAAAGCGGAAAGCCCCCUUGAAGAAGCCAGUUGUGUCAACCUCGGGUAACGCCGACCAGCAGAAGUCCAGUGACGAACAAUCGGCGACGAUGAGCGGGCAGCAUCUUCACGAGCAGAUGAGGCUCGCCAUGCAACGUCAGCAGCAACAGCAACAGCAGCAGCAGCAACCGCAACAACAUUCUCGACAACCACCCAGGUUCUCGGACGCGCUCGGGAUACAUUCCCCCAAUCCAUCUGGCUUCAAUCCUCUCAAUGCAUCGCAGCCUCAAAACUCGACAUAUCCUACCAUGCCAUCCAUCGGCCCCGCCAAUGCCGCACAGUAUGCCCAAAGCAUGCCUCUGCAGAACUUCUUCUCCACAGAUCUGCUCACCAUGAACCUGGAACAGCCCAACGGCAUAAUGGAUUCACUCGGCAAGCAGCUCUCUUACAAUGAUUUCUCCAUGGGUGCCGGAGGCGUCAUAAUGAACGGAUCUGGCGGCUGGGGAAACAUGUCCGGG
Messenger RNA from Trichoderma reesei QM6a, 2649 nucleotides. RefSeq lists its product as uncharacterized. Gene Ontology annotation, cellular component: nucleus. Gene Ontology annotation, biological process: regulation of DNA-templated transcription; DNA-templated transcription. The annotation marks the transcript as partial. Gene Ontology annotation, molecular function: DNA-binding transcription factor activity, RNA polymerase II-specific; DNA binding; zinc ion binding. The record is from RefSeq and is a predicted model, not a curated record. The transcript is spliced from 2 exons. Lineage: Eukaryota; Fungi; Ascomycota; Sordariomycetes; Hypocreales; Hypocreaceae.